Messenger RNA from Dictyostelium purpureum, 1077 nucleotides. RefSeq lists its product as uncharacterized. The record is from RefSeq and is a predicted model, not a curated record. Gene Ontology annotation, molecular function: oxidoreductase activity; zinc ion binding. NCBI's taxonomy places the organism in Eukaryota, Evosea, Eumycetozoa, Dictyosteliales, Dictyosteliaceae. Bases 11 to 1060 code for a protein of 349 amino acids. The transcript has a single exon.
GACAUCAAAAAUGAAAGCUGUUGCAUAUAAAUCUAAAGGUUCGAAAUUAGAGUUAAUAGAAUUGCCAAUCCCAGAGCCAAAAAAGGGAGAGGUAAGAUUAAAGGUUAUUUCAUGUGGUAUUUGUCAUACUGAUAUGUUAUGUGGUGUUUUAAUACAAUCCCAAAGAGUACCAGGCCACGAAGUCAUUGGAUCUAUUGAAAAGAUGGGUGAAGGUAUAGAUACAGAGAGAUUCAAGAUUGGUAUGGUAGUCGGAGUAGGUUGGUUUGGUGGCAAUCAUUGUACAAAGUGUAGAUCAUGUUUGGAAGAUCAAUGGAUCCAUUGUAAACAUCAAACCAAUUGUGGUUUGCACUAUGAUGGUGGUUAUGCAGAGUAUAUGACAUGUCCCGAAGAUGCAUUGGUAGUUAUACCGGAUGGAAUGGAUCCAGUAGAGACAGCUCCAUUAUUAUGUGCCGGUGUUACAGUCUUUAACGGCUUUAGAAAUCAAUACAUUAAAGCAGGUGCAUUGGUCGGUGUUCAAGGUAUUGGUGGUUUGGGUCAUUUAGGAAUUCAAUUUUGUCGUAAGAUGGGUUAUGAAGUUAUUGCAAUGUCAUAUGGCAACCAUAAAAGAGAGCUAGCCAUGCAAUUAGGUGCAAACCAUUAUGUCGACAUGUCAAGUAAAGAUUGUGUAGAAAAAAUUCAAAAAAUCGGUUCAGUUAAAUGUAUUAUCUGCACAGCUCCUUCUGCCUCGGCACUUCCUGGUUUGAUUGAUUGUCUAGGUGUAAAUGGAAAAGUAGUUGUAACAGCAGCAUUCCCCGAAGACUUUAGUGCAUCAUCGAUUAAAUUAAUCGAUGGAUCUAAAUGUGUUAUGGGCUGGGCCUCUGGUGAUUCGCGUGACUCUACAGACACUAUUCACUUUGCCAGAUUAAAUGAUAUCAAGCCAAUGGUAAAAGUAUUCCCAUUAGAAAAAGCAGCUGAAGCUUUGGAAAAUAUUGACAAAGCAAGAUUUAGAUAUGUCAUUUCAUUUUUACCAGAAUCAAGAUUAAAUAGUUAUAAAAUAAAUGAAAGAAUAAAUAAAAACUAAAAUUUAGAUUUUUAAAU